GGGUAAGUUUGUUUGGGUUAUUAGACUACUUCUUUAAACAAGCCUGCUAUCUUUGUAGACGAUUUGUGUGAUAUGUUUAAGUUCUGACGAAGGUGUAUAUGUGAAGGAGAGCAAAACGGCAAAGGGGAGGCAAAUUCCUGCUGUUAUCAUCCAGACAGAUAGAGGGACCGCCAAGCAGGGGGUUUUGAGGAUGGUUAGGAGACGGAAUGUGAGCAAUGGCAAAUCUAAUGUCCCACAUCUUCAGGCGCAGAAAACGGCAGGUAUUUUUGAAGAUCGGUCAAAUAUGAGCAACGGCACGUCUAAGGAUAAAGGCAAGGAAAAGGCGAGUGAGAUGGUGGGUAGUGAAUGGGGGAAAGAACCUGGGAAGACAGAGGGCGGUGGUAUAGGAGUACCAUCGUGGCAGGAACAUCGAGUUGAUGAAUGGGGGUCAGUGAAGAGUGGCACAAAGGAUGCCCCUGCACAGGAUGCUAGUAAUAAAUGGAACACUUGGACGUCUGGAAAUGAUGCACAAGAGAAAAACGAGAUAGACAAGACAUCUUCUGCGAAAGACGGCAAUGAGUGGGAGGGUUCAGCGGGCGAGAAACCGAAAGACGAAAAUGAAGGCAAUAAGGAUUCCACAGAUAAGGAUAGGAGUACAGAUUGGAGUGACUGGGCACCUGCGAACCCUACAGGUGAUGACAACACAGAUUCUUCAAAGAAAGACAUAACAUCAGAAUGGGAGUCAUGGCCAGCGGCGGAUUCCAGAGACGACGAGAAUGAGAGCAACAACAAGCCUUCAGAGAAGGAUACGAGUGAUGGCUGGGAAAGCUGGACAGAUGAUAAGUUUAAAGCAGAUGGAGACGAUGAAACAAGAUCCUCUGAAAAGGAUGUGGAUAGCGAAUGGACGUCGUCAUGGGUACCUGCAAAUCCUAUAGGCGAUGAGGAAAACAACAAGGAGUCUUCAGAGAAAGACCCUUGUUUGGAAUGGACUUCACCGGCUGCUGUUUCUAACGAGGAAAAUAACAACAAAAAUAAAUCAUCAGAGAAGAACAGAAAUGAUGAAUGGGGAGAAUGGACGGCUAAAAACCCCGAGGACGAGAACGCCGAUGACAGCAGUAAAGACCAAGCCGAAGCUAGUUCUUCUCACGACAAUACUUAUAAUGGGAAACAAGGAAAGCACAAUCGCAACGGAAGGAACAACCGCAAAAAUAGAAAGGCAGACAAAAGGGUAUCAUUUGCAGACAAUGAUACUGAGAAAACAGGGCAAAGAGGUAAUGACUCUGGUUCUUCUGAGUGGACGGGUCUAACGGGUAUAAACCUUGACGGCUCUGGAGACAUCGCAGCUAAUAUUGGAGAAGAUAAAGGCAGCAGUGACAUGGAGACAAUUAAACAUUUCCGUGAUGAGCAGAAAAUACCGGGUGCUUGGCCAGUAGCCAGCAGACAAGAAAUCGAGGCCGAGGAUGAGCCCAACAAGGUCGACUCCUGGCAACGCGUUCGAGGUGAGAGAACAGAGAUAGGGAAAAACAGACCAGACAGACAGAGUGAAUGGGGGUGGGCAUGACUCUCCCUCGAAGACGAGCGUCGCGUUAAUUAAUUCCCAUCGUGAAUCUCUAGCUAAUA
Talaromyces proteolyticus is the source of this 1599-nucleotide messenger RNA. RefSeq lists its product as uncharacterized. The record is from RefSeq and is a predicted model, not a curated record. The transcript has a single exon. Lineage: Eukaryota; Fungi; Ascomycota; Eurotiomycetes; Eurotiales; Trichocomaceae. Bases 191 to 1540 code for a protein of 449 amino acids.